AUGCCAGGGAAACGCACUGCGAAGAGGAGGCCGGUGCCCGAAGAGUCUCCUGAAAAGAAGAUUAAAGUCUGCCACCCCUCCCACCGCACAGAGCCGGGCCUGGUGCUGGCGCUGGGGCAGGGAGGGAUGCACACGGUGUGCCUCAGCCAGACAGGAAAGAUCUACACCUUUGGCUGCAAUGAUGAAGGUGCCCUUGGGCGAGACACCUCGGCAGAAGGGUCGGAGACCACCCCAGGGCUGGUGGAGCUGCAGGAGAAGGUCGUGCAGGUCUCUGCAGGGGACAGCCACACCGCUGCGCUGACGGAGGACGGACGGGUGUUCGUCUGGGGCUCCUUCCGGGAUAACAACGGGGUGAUCGGUCUGCUGGAACCCAUGAAGAUGAGCUCUGUUCCUGUGCUGCUCCAGCUCGCUGCACCCGUUGUUAAAAUUGUCUCAGGGAACGACCACCUGGUGAUGCUGACUGUGGACGGGGACCUGCUGACGUGUGGCUGUGGUGAGCAGGGCCAGCUGGGCCGCGUGCCGGCGCUCUUCGCCAACCGCGGUGGGAGGAAAGGCCUGGAGCGCCUGCUGAUCCCCCAGCGUGUCCCUGUCAGGGGCAAAGGCAACCGGGGCAAGAUGCGGUUCCAGGACGCCUUCUGCGGGGCCUACUUCACCUUCGCUGUCACCCGGGAGGGGCACAUCUAUGGCUUUGGCCUCUCCAACUACCACCAGCUGGGCACCCAGAGCACGGAGCCCUGCUUCUCCCCACAGAACCUGACCUGCUUCAAGAACUCCACCAAGUCCUGGGUGGGGUUCUCUGGGGGGCAGCACCACACGGUCUGCGUUGACUCGGAGGGUAAAGCCUACAGCCUGGGCAGGGCCGAGUACGGCCGGCUGGGGCUGGGGGCAGGGGUGGAGGAGAAGAGCACACCCACAGUCAUCCCCGAAACUUCCAUCCCCUCCCUUGCAGGACGAGCGUUUGCCUGGGGCAUGGGCACCAACUACCAGCUGGGCACGGGGGAGGAGGAGGACGUGUGGAGCCCCGUGGAGAUGACGGGGAAGCAGCUGGAGAACCGCACGGUCCUGGCCGUGUCCAGCGGCGGCCAGCACACGCUGCUGCUGGUCAAGGACAAGGAGCAGAGUUGA
Merops nubicus (carmine bee-eater) is the source of this 1125-nucleotide messenger RNA. It is a transcript of the gene RCC1, whose product is annotated as regulator of chromosome condensation 1. Bases 1 to 1125 code for a protein of 374 amino acids. Gene Ontology annotation, cellular component: cytoplasm. NCBI's taxonomy places the organism in Eukaryota, Metazoa, Chordata, Aves, Coraciiformes, Meropidae. Gene Ontology annotation, molecular function: guanyl-nucleotide exchange factor activity. The record is from RefSeq and is a predicted model, not a curated record. The transcript has 10 exons.